Messenger RNA from Lagopus leucura (white-tailed ptarmigan), 3652 nucleotides. It is a transcript of the gene SLC38A10, whose product is annotated as solute carrier family 38 member 10. NCBI's taxonomy places the organism in Eukaryota, Metazoa, Chordata, Aves, Galliformes, Phasianidae. The record is from RefSeq and is a predicted model, not a curated record. The transcript has 16 exons. The coding region runs from base 21 to 3407 and encodes 1128 amino acids. Gene Ontology annotation, biological process: amino acid transmembrane transport. Gene Ontology annotation, molecular function: amino acid transmembrane transporter activity.
GGGCGGCCCCGCCGCGGGCAAUGGCGGCGGCCGCGGGCUCCAACUGGGGCCUGAUCAUGAACGUGGUGAACAGCAUCGUGGGCGUCAGCGUGCUCACAGUGCCCUUCUGCUUCCGCCAGUGUGGCAUUGUCCUGGGAGCUCUGCUCUUGAUUUUCUGUUCUUGGAUGACUCAUCAAUCCUGCAUGUUCCUGGUGAAAUCGGCCAAUCUCAGCAAGCGCAGGACCUACCCUGGCCUGGCAUUUCACGCCUAUGGAAAAGCAGGGAAAAUGUUGGUGGAAACAAGCAUGAUUGGGCUGAUGCUGGGAACUUGCAUUGCUUUCUAUGUUGUCAUUGGUGACUUGGGGUCCAACUUCUUUGCCCGGCUGCUUGGAUUUCAGGUGUCCGGCAGCUUCCGCAUCGUGCUGCUCUUCGCCGUCUCCUUGUGCAUCGUGCUUCCCCUGAGCCUCCAGAGGAACAUGAUGGCCUCCAUACAGUCAUUCAGUGCCAUGGCUCUCAUCUUCUACACCGUUUUCAUGUUCGUGAUCGUGCUGUCGUCCUUCAAGCACGGCCUCUUCAGCGGGCAGUGGCUGCAGCAAGUUAGUUACACACGCUGGGAGGGCAUUUUUCGCUGCAUCCCCAUCUUUGGCAUGUCUUUUGCCUGUCAGUCUCAGGUCUUGCCUACCUAUGAUAGCUUGGAUGAGCCGUCCGUUAAAAUCAUGAGCUCCAUCUUUGCUUCUUCCCUAAACGUGGUCACCACCUUUUACAUUACGGUGGGCUUCUUUGGCUACGUGAGCUACACCGAAGCCAUUGCUGGGAAUGUCCUCAUGAACUUCCCUUCCAACCUUGUGACGGAGAUGAUCCGAGUGGGAUUCAUGAUGUCGGUAGCUGUGGGCUUCCCGAUGAUGAUUCUCCCAUGCAGGCAGGCGCUGAACACCCUUCUCUUUGAGCAGCAGCAAAAAGAUGGCACCUUUGCUGCUGGGGGUUACAUGCCCCCACUUCGCUUUAAAGCCCUGACGCUGGCUGUCGUGUUUGGAACCAUGAUAGGAGGCAUCAUGAUCCCUAAUGUGGAAACGGUCCUGGGCCUGACAGGUGCUACGAUGGGAAGUCUGAUUUGUUUCAUCUGCCCAGCUCUUAUUUACAAGAAGAUCCACAAGAAUGCACUUUGUUCACAGAUCAUCCUGUGGAUUGGCCUGGGAAUGCUGAUCAUCAGCACCUACACCACCUUGUCUGCCACUGAAGACACGCCGGUGAAGACCGAAGCAGUGGGCAUGGAGCACCUGGAGGGAGAGGAGGACAGGUUCGACCAGGAUGCUGUCAAACUCCCAGAGCAGAACCCGGCGGUGGAGGAGGCGGAGGAUGACCGCCAUAAACCAAAGCUGCUGGAUGAGAAGGAGGAGAUGGAGCAGCCACAAAUCAAAGUGCCCAUGGAGGUACCCGAGAGAGACGAGGAGAGAGGAAAGCCAGAGGAGAAAGUGCAGCUGGACCGGCCCGACCAAGGCAUCGCCCUGCCCAUGGGGGAAGCACAUCGCCACGAGCCGCCCGUCCCGCACGACGAAGUGGUGGUGGACAUGGGGAGGGAGCGCGAGGACUCUGUUGAGAACAAGCAGGCGCUCGGAGGAGAAGAAGGAAACGCACCGAAGGCGGCGCCGCGUGAGCCAGCCGAGCUGCAUCCCCAGAAAGAGGCACAAGGGAAAGAAGCUGAGAACCGAGCGCGGGGAGGGACUGAGAAACCUGUGAAGAAUCUGAAGAACGCCCCGGAGGUGAGCGUGCCGAAGGAUGGCCGGCCAUACAAAGAGCAGGAGCUGGGCAGAGCAGCACAGGAUGCUAAGGCUCGAGCUGCCGUGCUGGCCGGUGAGAAGAAUGCUGAGGCUGCAGGUGAUGGGGAGAAAACGAAGCUGCAGUUCCCCAGGAAGGCGGAGGAGGUGGUGAGGUCCCUGGAGAAAGAAGCAGAUCCUGGUGAAAAGCCAGAGCUGCCCCUCCCGGAGCGCGUGGAGCCAGCUCAGCCCCAGCAGCUGGAGCAGAGGGAGAGCCGGAACGGGGAGGACAGGCAAGCGGAGAACGCAGAGAACAAGCUGGAGGAAGCAGAGCAGGCAAAAAUGCUUGAUCAUGCCAUGCUGCUGCAGGUGAUCAAAGAACAGCAGGUGCAGCAAAAGCAGCUACUUGACCAGCAGGCAAAGCUGCUGGCUGUGAUUGAAGAGCAACACAAGGAGAUUCACCAGCAAAGACAGGAAGAGGGAGGAGAGGAGAAGCCAAAACAAGCAGAAAUGCAACAGGAGCCUGCUGUGCCUCUCUCCAAGAGUAAGGAGGAAGAGAACCUAGGAGCUAAGCAAGAAGCUGCUGCAAAUCUACCGGGUAAAGAGCCACCGGAGCACCCUGUGCCGGGCGCAGGCAGGCAGGCUGCUGAGUCAGCUGAGCAGCGCAGGGUGACAGCAGGAAGGCUGGAGGAGGCUGGGCACGGGCGUGAGAUUCCUGGGGUUCCUCCCAAGGAGCGGAAGGUGGCACAGCAGGAGAUUGACAGAGCUGUUAGGAAUGCUGCAGAGAACUCGGAUCCCCUUCACAGAGAUGCCCAACGUGUUCCAGCAGCCAGAAACCACCUAGAAAAGAAGCCCUUGGCUGAAGAUGCAGGAGGAGGUCAUGAAGCCAAAGCUGGAAGAGACGUCCACGAGAAUUCCCUGAAAGCUGUGGAAGCAGCUACAGUUCCUAUCCAAAGAGAACAGCUGAGGGCUGCCAAGGUUCAGGGAGUAGCAGGAAAGACUCUGGAAAGAGACUCGGGAAUAGACCUUAAAGCCAAAGCAGUGAGUCAGGUGGAGCCCAAAGACCUGGCAGUUGCACUGGACUCCUUGAAUAAACGGAACGUGGCAGGGAGUGAGCAGCACCUACGGGAGCAUCCGAGAGCUGCAGAUGCUGAAGGGGCUGAUGAACAGCAGCCAGCCUCACGGGGGGAACUGGCCAUCAAAGGGCAGGUGAAGGAAGAGGAUCCUCAGCAGAGGAGGGUGGACGCAGCCCAGGACCUUCAGGAAGAGCUCCAGGGCAAGCAGAGGCGUGUGGUCGGAGGGCUGGCAAAUGGUGCUGAGAAGAAACCGAGCCCUGAGAAUGCUGCUGCCCGAAAACUGGAGAAAGGAGUGGCGAUCCCUGGGGACCAAAAGCAGGAUGGUGACAUCAAACCAAACCGGGACCUGAAACUGCAGGCGGACCUCGACCUGCGGCGAAGGAGGCGGGACCUGCUGCCUCACCGGGAGGAGGAGGAGGAGGAGGAAGCCGCACAGGGGGCGGGGGUCUUCAUUGGCCUCAACCCCCUUCCGGAUGUGAAAGUGAACGACCUGCGCAGCGCUCUGGAGACGCGCCUGAACCAAGUGGCAGAGGGAGCGCAGCAGGUGGUGCACAGCCGGCAGAUCAAGCAGAUGACAGAGGCGGAUGGGAGCAUGUGAGAGGGGGGCCGUGCGCCGUGGGUGGCUCGGGGUGUUGGCCACGGGGGGGAGGCUGGCAGGCUGCGCAGGGGAGGCUGCAGUUCUCCGGCUGUUUGCUGCUCAGGCAGCUGAGCCAGCUGUGCGUUGCUGGAUGCAGCGUGCGAUCCGCCGGGCCUCCUGGAGCUGUGAGUGCUCUGCGGGCUCCUGGAGUCCCUGCGGGGUCGCACCUCCCCCGUGUGCCUGCAGAGAGCUGAGGAAGUGACAAC